Molecule: messenger RNA, 2061 nt
Organism: Talaromyces atroroseus
Lineage: Eukaryota; Fungi; Ascomycota; Eurotiomycetes; Eurotiales; Trichocomaceae
Exons: 3
Coding region: 1-2061 (686 amino acids)
Cellular component (GO): MBF transcription complex; SBF transcription complex
Molecular function (GO): protein binding; DNA binding; transcription regulator activity
Source: RefSeq, a predicted model, not a curated record
AUGGCGGGGAGCAGUGAAGGUGUCAUAUACUCGGCGACGUAUAGUGGAGUGCCCGUCUAUGAGUUCAAAAUUGAUAACGAAAGUUUGAUGAGGAGGAGGGCCGAUGAUUGGAUCAAUGCAACACAUAUCCUUAAAGUAGCAGGUUUUGAUAAACCUUCCAGAACACGAAUCCUUGAACGUGAGGUGCAGAAAGGUGUUCAUGAAAAGGUGCAGGGCGGUUAUGGAAAAUAUCAAGGAACGUGGAUCCCACUGCCAGAAGCUCGGCUACUUGCAGAGCGCAAUAAUAUUAUGGCUAAGAUACGACCCAUAUUGGACUACGUAGCUGGUGAGCAAAGUCCGCCACCGGCGCCGAAACACACGACUGCUUCUCGACCACGAGCGCCCCGAGGAUCAGCCGCAAACAAGCGAGUGACGGCAGCGCGCGAAGAUUCUUUUAGUAUGCGAACACCCCGUAUGAGUGUCCCUGGCUUUUCUCAAGAUCAAUAUGAAAUGCCACCGCCAACAUUCGAAGAAGAUGAGUCAAUGGAACAGAACACAUUAGAGUCAUCAUCCAUCGUGGCGGAGGAAGAUUUGAUCCCAAUGUCACAACAUUCAAAUCACUCCAGGAAACGAAAGCGUGGCAUGAAUGAGAUGAAUGUUAUGUCAACCAGUGAACAGGAACAUAUACUAUAUGGAGACCAGCUUUUGGACUACUUCAUGACAGUGGGCGACGCCCCGGAAGCUGCAAAAGUGCAACCUCCAGCACCCCCGGUCAAUUUCCAGGUAGAUCGUCCUAUUGACGAUCAAGGGAACACCGCAUUACAUUGGGCAGCUGCUAUGGGGGAUCUUGAAAUCGUACGGGAUCUCCUACGCCGGGGUGCCAAUGUGCAAGCAGUAUCCGUUCACGAGGAAACUCCACUUGUCCGUGCAGUCCUCUUUACCAACAACUAUGAGAAAAAGACCAUGCCUUCGCUUGUGAAUCUGCUUCAGGACAAUCUUACCUUCCGGGACUGGUUUGGGGCCACUGUCUUCCACCAUCUGGCUGAAACUACGCGCAGUAAAGGCAAGUGGAAGAGUGCUCGCUAUUAUUGCGAUGUUCUUCUGCAGAAACUUCGUGAUACAUUUCCUCAACAAGACCUGGAGAUGCUUCUUUCGUGUCAGGACUCGAAUGGUGACACUCCGGCAUUAGUCGCUGCUCGUAACGGUAAUUUCCGCUUGACCUCGCUUUUUAUCUUUCAUUGCAAACGUUCUGGUGACCUGGUCAAUGAAAAAGGCGAUACCGCUGUCGCUAUUAUGGAUCAAGCGAGUUCUCAACGUGUUAUUCCCCACGCACCUUCUAGUGUAACUUAUAUGAACGAACAACCCGAGGUUGAAAUACUUGAUGUUGUGGAUACCGAUAAAUCUUUGAAUCCCCCAUUGAAUUCAUCCCCUGUGACAUCAGUUCUGGCUGCCAAAAUUGCCGGGCUAAUGAAUGAGGCACAACGGAAGCUCAGCCAUGCUUACGGGAACGCCAAAGUUGGCCAGCAGAGUUCCGGAGACGCGACAAGCCCUCAGGACUUGUUUGAGCAAUUAGAGAAGGAUCGUCAAGCUAUACAGAAAGAGAAGCUCUUGUUGCUGUCUCAGGAAGAUGCAAAUGAAUCUUUUGAUUUACAAAUGGCUCGCUACAAGGAUGUUGAAGGCCGUUGCGCAUCACUCGUGGAACAAAUUCAUCAUAAACAGCUUUCCGGUCACUUGGCCACCAGGGCAUCUGUAGAUGAAGCUCCGUCGUCUUCGGGCAACGAACCUCCUGCCACCGAGGAAUUGCUACAGCGGUAUAAACUAGUACGCGAACUUAUGGCGAUACAAGAAGCCCGCCGAAAUGCAGUCCGAGACCUCAUACAACAAAAGGCUGAUGCAGGGGUCAGCACAAAACUUGACAUGCACCGCAAACUGGUUGCUCUGGCGACCGGCUUAAAAGAGGACGAACUCGAUCCCAUGUCAGCGGAGCUCGCAGAUACACUCGAGUUCGAGCGGAUUAAUGGGAGAACACCAGAUGAGCCACCGUCGGUACACCCAGGCUCUACGGUUCCUGUCGACGCUUGA